Molecule: messenger RNA, 2751 nt
Organism: Labrus bergylta (ballan wrasse)
Lineage: Eukaryota; Metazoa; Chordata; Actinopteri; Labriformes; Labridae
Gene: armc3
Product: armadillo repeat containing 3
Molecular function (GO): protein binding
Source: RefSeq, a predicted model, not a curated record
AGGAAAAACUCAACGUGACACCGGUUGCCUAGCAACGCGGGUUAAACAUCCUCUCCCCAAACACUAAACACCAAACUGCGUCCUCUGGCUAGCUGUCAUGCUAACUACGAGUCUUGCACUUUUCCUUUAGUUUGGAAAAAAGCCUCAGAAUGGGAAAGAAAGUGAAGAAGGAGAAUGAAACUCCAGGCAAGGAGACGUUUGAACCUGUACUUGUUGAGGGCAGGACCCCAGAAACCGUAGUUCUGCUGCUGAACUCCACAGAGGAGGAUAUCCUUGUCAAAGCAUGUGAAGCAAUUCACACGUUUGCAGAAAAAGGAGAUGAGAACAAAGUCUCUCUGCUGGGACUUGGGGCAUUGGAGCCUCUGUGCAAGCUCAUCUCUCACAACAACAAACUGAUCAGACGCAAUGCUUUGAUGGUCUUGGGUAUAAUGGCUACCAAUGGUGAUGUACAGGAUGUUCUGAAAAAAAUGGAUACCAUUCCAUCAAUUGUUGACAAACUGUCACCUGAAGAAGAUGUAGUUGUCCAUGAGUUUGCAACCCUAUGCCUGGCCUCCCUGUCAGUGGACUUCAUCUGUAAGGUCCAGAUCUCUGAUAACAAAGGCCUGCCACCUCUGAUCCAGCUCCUAUCCAGUCCAGACCCUGAUGUCAAGAAGAACUCUCUGGAGAUCAUCUUCAACCUAGUUCAGAAGGACUACCAAAGCCGCCUGUCAGUACAUGAGCUGGGUGGGAUCCCUCCACUUCUGGAACUGUUGAUGUCGGAUUUCCCUGUCAUUCAGCAUCUGGUUUUAAAGAUUCUGCAUAAUGUCACUACUGAUGAAGAAUCACGCAUGACCUUCAGGGAACAGCAAGGAUUUGAGAAGCUCAUGGCUAUACUCAGUAACAUGGAAUUCAACGAUCUUCAUGCUGAGGCCUUGCAGGUAGUUUCUAAUUGUUUGAGUGACAGUGAGACUUUACAUCUAAUCCAAGAGGAUGGAGGACUGACGAGGCUGAUGGAGUUUAUUCUCACCCCCGACACACCUGACAUCCAGUCCAAUGCUGUUAUAUGCAUCACCAGGGUUGCACAGAACUCUGAGAAUCGCAAACUGCUCCAUAAGCAGAACAUAGAGAAGGUUCUGGUAGAGCUUCUAUCUGUUCCGGAUGUCAACGUGACGACACCUACCUGCCAAGCUGUGUCCACAAUGAGCAACCACCCCGCUAGCAAAGACAGCUUCAGAGACCUUGAUGGAAUCCCCGCAGUUGUACAGUUGCUGAAUAAUGAGAGUUUGAUUCUGAGAGAGGCAGCGACCAGUGCCCUCGUCAGCCUGACAGAUAGCAACCAGCUCAAUGCAUUUGCAGUGUACGAGGCAGGAGGCCAUGAGGUUCUUGUCCAGCAGCUCUGUGGAAGCUGUCCCAGGACGGUGGCCAAUUCUGCAGCCACGCUUGGCAACAUGGCCGGACAGGAGGUCAUCCGCUGCAGCAUCUUGUCACAUGGUGCCAUACAGGCCCUGGUGGAGCCGUUGAAGUCCACAAACACACAGGUCCUGGUCAGCACUGCGCAUUGCCUGGCAGAGUUGACCUGUGAUACAGAAUCUAGGGCACAGCUACAAAGUGCUGGAGGCCUUCAACCACUCAUCAAUUUGCUGCACUCCUAUCACAAGGAGGUGCUGCAUAAUGCAUGCAUGGUUAUUAACGUCUGUGCCAGUGAUAAGUCUACAGCAGUGGAGAUGUGCAAACUUGGAGCCCUGGAGAUGCUUCAGGACAUCAACCAAUCAGUGAAUCGUAGGAGCAGUUUUAGUGAAUUGGCUAUGAACAGCCUUCUUAACUCCAACUUGUCUGUUAAAUACAGCCUUACAGGUCAUCUGGCAUUCACUGACAAUAUCAGUAAUGACUUCUACGAUGCUGGGAAGGCUUGUGCAGGUCAGAGGAUACUGACUUUAGAAGAGUUGUCCAAGCAGCCUGUCAACCAGUACCGCCCAGUCAUUGUUGUCAACACAACAAAAGCAGAAGAGACAGCGAAUGUGCCAGAGGAGAGUCAGAGUAACCCAUCAGAAACAGACACCACCAAGGCAGACAGAAGGACACCCAUGAGAAAGAAGAAGAAAGAGGAUGACAGACAGAAAGAAGAGGCCGAGGCAGAAUCUCCGGCAGAAAAACCAUUGAAGAUGAUGGAUGACAUUUCAUUACAGCUUCUAGCUAAACAGGCUAAAGAAUCCAUCCUCCCACUGAAUGAUGAACGAGAGCAGUAUUCUGCUCUGGCCAGGUUGGUCAGUACAGCCAUGGGUGGAGCAGUGGAGAUGGAAAGGUUGCAUGAGUUUGCGUGGGUGCUGCACAUCAGCAAGCUGAAAUAUAUGUUCCAGUCGAAUGUUGUUCCUAUUGGUUUUAUCAGAAAGGGAAUCUACUGCCAUAGGGCACUUCUCUUUAAGUGUCUGGCUGAUUGCAUUGGACUGAGCUGCACGCUUGUUAGGGGCGAGUACAACCGCGCUUGGAACGAGGUCCUUCUCUUUGAUGGAACUCCAUCCAGCAAUGGUCGCUCACCACAACCGUGUCGCUACAUAGUCGACCUCAUGCACCAGCCUGGAAACCUGUUAAAGGCUAAUAGCCCUGCUGCUGAGCAAUACCAGACUAUUUAGAACAACACUAGUGUUGUGCAGAAAUACUCUAGUACAUACUGCUAUGAACAGGCAUUUUAUUGAGCUGCAUCAUAUAUCAUUUGUAUUGUGGUGUAUUUCUUGUAUGGCAGACCAUUAAACAAUCAGUUGAACUCUAAGUGAA